This is a messenger RNA of Aspergillus versicolor CBS 583.65, 421 nucleotides long. RefSeq lists its product as uncharacterized. Bases 47 to 307 code for a protein of 86 amino acids. The transcript has a single exon. The record is from RefSeq and is a predicted model, not a curated record. NCBI's taxonomy places the organism in Eukaryota, Fungi, Ascomycota, Eurotiomycetes, Eurotiales, Aspergillaceae.
ACAUGGGGAAAAUUGGACAAAAUAAUAUUAUCAGAUAUCAGAAAACAUGGAGAGAAGUCUAUGGAAAGCGGCUGGAGUUCCACACGAGCUUCAGGACGGCAGCAAGAUACCUUUACUUCCACUAUUGCGUGCAAGUUCUACGCCGGGCUGCUAUCUCCCUAAGAGUAUGCUUCUCAGCCUAGUAGAGGCCCUAGGCCACUAUUAUAACGACCUGCUAGAGGGGGCUAAUCAGAACACUGCCUGUGGCGAUGAAAACCUUCUUUUGAAGGUUGGUUCUUCACAAAUCAAAAAAACGGCCAGCACUUAAACGUUGGAUGGGAAAGAGAUAGGGAUGAUGAUGAAAGCGAAAACGAAGACAAUGAAACGGAUGGGGGGUCUGGGCUAGGGGGUGAACCCUCAUAGACCUGGUUUCUUCUCGAUG